Bombina bombina (fire-bellied toad) is the source of this 1487-nucleotide messenger RNA. RefSeq names its product transmembrane protein 45B (gene TMEM45B). The record is from RefSeq and is a predicted model, not a curated record. The transcript is spliced from 6 exons. Lineage: Eukaryota; Metazoa; Chordata; Amphibia; Anura; Bombinatoridae. The coding region runs from base 105 to 938 and encodes 277 amino acids.
AAUCACCUGUGCAAAGGUUAUUAGACACCAGCAUACAGAGCACUUGUUAGACUUCACUCCUACAUUCUGCCCAGCCACCUCACACACUACAGGGGACGAAUUAAAUGGCUAAUUUCAAGGGGCAUGCUCUUCCCGGCAGCUUCUUCCUUCUGUUUGGCUUAUGGUGGUCAGUGAAAUACCCUCUGAGAUACCUGAACAACAAGGUUAAGGGAAACUGUCGAUCCAACAGGUGUUACCAGCGACUGGAUCUUAUUGAGGGGAUUCUAAAGGCUUUAUUUGCACUAGUGGGGAUUCUUGCUGAGCAGUUUGUUCCCGAUGGGCCUCACAUGCAUCUUAUUACUGGUGACUCCUGGGUGAAACUAAUGAACUGGCAACAUUCAACCAUGUACUUAUUUUUUGGCAUCUCCGGGGUGGUGGAUAUCCUAACUUAUUUACCCCUGAAAGUGCCGCAGGGCCUGGACCGACUCAGCUUAGCAGUAGCUGUGUUUAUUGAAGGUUUCCUUUUCUAUUUCCAUGUCCAUAACCGUCCUCCGUUGGAUCAGCACAUUCACUCCUUGCUUCUGUUUGCUGUGUUUGGGGGAGCAGUUAGUAUUAUGAUCGAAGUGUUUAUAAGAAACCACAUUGUUCUUGAAUUGUUCCGCUCCAGUCUCGCCAUACUCCAAGGAACUUGGUUUUAUCAAAUCGGUUUUGUGCUGUUUCCACCUUGGGGAGGCCCCGAAUGGAAUCAGACUGAACACGAAAACAUUAUGUUUAUCACAAUGUGCUUCUGCUGGCACUUCGCGGUAGCAUUGUUUAUUAUGGGCAUCAAUUAUACCUUGGUGUAUUGUUGUGUAACAAGGCACAAGAAAUUGUCCGGUGGCGUGAAUAUCAGCAUCCGUAAACUGAACAGUAAGUGUGAAGCACAGGCCGCUCUACUAGAAGCUUCUGAGGAGGAAUAACGUGUACGUCAGUAUCAGGACUCUGGCUGGGAGAAUGAAAGAAUAAACAGAAAACCAUUAUCCAUGCACUGAAAAUAAUUAUUGGAUGUACAGGACAUGUAUUUGUAUUAUGGGAACUUUGUCUGCUAUUGGGGGGGUGGAUACGCUCACCAUGGAACAAUAAGGAAGUGAGACAGUUUUACCGCUACAGUAAAACCCCACUGUGUUUAAUUACUGUUGAUGAAGCGACUUUGGAAUUUCAAACUUCACUCAUUUUGUAUUUAUUUGGAAAAGAAGAGUAUUUCUGUAUUUCAAAACUUUGUAAAGAAACUUUUUUUUUUUUUUUUUCCAUCAGUGAUCAGUUUUAGAAAUUAACAAUUUGAUCAAGAAGUGCCAUUGUGGCCUAGUGUAUAGCUAAGGAACUUUGAAAACAAGAGGUUUAGAGUUCAAAUCUGGGUCUGGCUGUUGGGCUUUCAUGCUGCACGCCCUUCCAACAAUUUGACCAAUUAAGGAUCUCUUUAACGAAUGUUUUUGUUAAGUUUAAAUGAAUAUAAAUUGCACUGAAAUCCA